UCUUUUCUAUUCUGACCCCAUGACGCUCUUUCUCAAGUCAGUGACGACGUUGCACUCUAAGCAGGGAGAGUUAGUUAUCUUCUUGCAUAAUUCUCGAGUUCUCUUGCAACGUACCAAUCACAGAUUACAUUUCUUGCCAACAAUUUCAUUCAAAUUAGUUUAUUAUUUUGGAAACGUGGGGCCAGCCUGGGCCAGUAAGAUGACCAAUGCGACUGCGCAAUAGCAUGCUAGUGCGCAUGCGCUGUAUUGAUUCGUAUCCGCGCAGAACUGCAUCGAUACUAAACCGGCGCAGCGUGAAUGUACACAGAGGACGGGCAGGUUUUAGCACAACUUGAAACGUUAUUUAGACGAACCGGAUCCUGUCCAUUAUGGCUCAGUUUGGGGGGCAGAAGAAUCCACCGUGGGCUGCACAGUUUGCAGCCUCUGCGGUCUCCCAGCAGGGUCAGUCUCUUGACAUGAACAGCCUGCACUCAUUAGGGGUUCAGCAGCCCUCUCUUCUUGGAGCCUCCCCGGCGAUGUACUCCCAGCAGUCUGCCAUGGCAGCAGCCAGCCUCAACUCCCAGUCUGCUGCAGCAAACUACCAGCUAUCCCAACAAACAGCCGCCCUGCAACAGCAAGCCGCCGCUGCAGCUGCUGCAGCUUUGCAACAGCAGUAUCAGCAACAGCAACAGCAGCAGCAGCAGCAACAACAACAGCAGCAGCAGCAACAACAGCAACAGCAGCAGCAGCAGCCACAGCAGACAAUGUACAGCGUCCAACAGCAGUUACAGCCGCCCCAUCAAGCCAUGCUUUCUCAGUCAUCUGUCGCCUUGCCUACCAGCCUCAGCCUGACAAACCCCCAGCAAACAGCACAGAUCACUGUCUCGUACCCAACACCGAGGUCAAGCCAGCAGCAAACCCAGCCACAGAAACAGCGAGUGUUUACUGGGGUGGUUACCAAGCUGCACGACACAUUUGGAUUUGUAGAUGAAGAUGUCUUCUUCCAGAUAAGUGCCGUUAAAGGCAAGACACCACAAGUAGGAGACCGGGUGCUGGUAGAAGCUGCAUAUAACCCGAAUAUGCCGUUCAAAUGGAAUGCACAGAGGAUACAGACCCUGCCUCAUAUGUCUCCACAAAUGAACCAGCCACAAGGUCCGCCUCUGCUUAAGGCCAACCCUGCUAUGAUGCAGUCCCUUCCUCCACCUUCCUUCAGCCUCCAGGCCCAGGCUCCGCCCCCCUGUCUAUUACAGGCUCAGUUAUCGGCUGCCUCCCUGGCCCCUCUGCUGCAGAACCCACCACAGCCCCUUCUGCCCCAGCCACCUCAGAAAGAUUGUGUCUUUUCAGGGGGUCUGCUCCAGCCUCCUGUGCGAAUGAUGCCUCAGCCCCAGCCAGCACGGAGGUUAGACCCAGUACCCAGGUUUCCAGUACGAAAUGACAGAGUUGAUCUAAUGGUCAACAGGAAGGACGACAGAAGCCGUGAGCGUGAGCGGGAGAGGAGGCGGUCCCGGGAGCGCUCUCCCCAGCGGAAACGCUCUAGAGACAUGUCCCCCCGCAGAGAGAGGUCCCCCAGGAGAACUCGUAGAGUCGUCCCUCGAUACACAGUACAGUUCUCAAAAUUCUCCCUGGACUGCUUUAAUUGUGACAUGAUGGAGCUCAGAAGGCGUUACCAGAAUCUCUACAUCCCUAGUGAUUUCUUUGACGCUGAGUUCACUUGGGUAGAUGCUUUCCCGGCAUCUCGACCCUUUCAGUUCGGGAACUAUUGCAAUUUCCACAUAAUGCACAGAGAGGUAGAUUCGUUGGUAAAGAACACCUCUAUUCUGGACCCUCCAGAUGCAAACCACUUGUAUAGUGCAAAGGUGAUGCUUCUAGCAAACCCCAGUUUGGAAGAGCUCUACCACAAGUCGUGUGCUCUUGCUGAUGAUCCUCAGGAGCUUCGCGAGGCAUUCCAGCAUCCUGCCAGACUAAUCAAGUUCUUAGUGGGCAUGAAAGGAAAGGAUGAGGCAAUGGCUAUUGGUGGACACUGGUCCCCAUCUCUUGAUGGAGCCAACCCAGAGAAAGACCAUUCUGUGCUGAUCAAGACUGCUAUCCGUUCUUGUAAGGCUCUCACAGGCAUUGAUCUGAGUUUAUGCACACAGUGGUACCGUUUUGCAGAGAUUCGCUAUCACCGCCCUGAGGAGACCCACAAGGGGCGUACAGUUCCAGCUCAUGUGGAGACAGUGGUUUUAUUUCUCCCGGAUGUUUGGCAUUGUCUUCCUACCCGCUCAGAGUGGGAGACCCUCUCCCGUGGAUACAAGCAGCAGCUGUACGAGAAGCUCCAGGCUGAACGAAAGGAGGCUGAUGGAGAACAGGAGGAGGAAGAAAAAGAUGAAGGGGAAUCGAAAGAGAUCUCCACUCCUACACACUGGUCAAAACUUGAUCCGAAGUCCAUGAAGGUAAAUGACCUUCGUAAGGAACUGGAAAGUCGUAGCCUUAGUUCCAAGGGUUUGAAGUCACAGCUGAUAGCCAGGCUGACAAAGCAGCUGAAAGUGGAGGAACAAACGGAUGAAAUUAAAGAGCCUGAGAAACCAGUGAAGGUGGAGGAGGAAGAGGAGGAGCAGCUGAAAGUCGAAGAAGACAAAGAAGAAGAGGAGAGGAAGCGGCAGGAGGAAGCAGAGCGUCAGCGCAGAGAGAGACGCUAUAUUCUUCCUGAUGAACCCACCAUCAUCGUACACCCCAACUGGACAGCCAAGAACGGCAAGUUCGACUGCAGCAUCAUGUCACUAAGCGUCUUGCUGGACUACAGACUCGAAGACAACAAAGAACACUCUUUUGAAGUCUCCCUGUUUGCAGAGUUGUUCAAUGAAAUGCUUCAAAGAGACUUUGGCUACAGGAUAUACAAAGCACUGGCUGCUAUUCCUCUGAAGGAUGAAAAGAAGGAGAAGAAGGAAAAGGCAAAAAAGGAAGCUGAUAAGAAAGAUUGUGAUAAGAAGGAAGCUGCUAAGAAGGAGGAAGCAAUAAAGGAGGUCAAGGAAGAAAAAGAGGAAGACAAUGAAGAGCCAGCUGCAAAAAAAAUAAAGAUCCCAGAUGAGAAGGAAGAGAAAAAGGUUUCAGCUUUGACUCACAGAGUAACAAGGUCUUUCACCAAAUCUUCUUUCCAGGAGAAGGAAAAGGAGGAGAAAAGGGAGGAAUCUAAAGAGGAUGAGGAAAAUGAAGAGGAGAGUAGUAAUACUAAUCCUGAUGAGUAUGACCCCAUGGAGGCUGAGGAGGCAGAGGAUGAUGAUGAAGAAGAAAAAGAAGAAGAAAUGAGUGACAAGGACAAAAAGGAUGAGAAAAAAGAAGACCGGAAGUCCAAAGAAAGGUCUUCGAAAGACAAGGAGAAAGAAAAGAAGCAGAUGACUACUUACAAUAAAGAUCUUCUGAUGGCAUUUGUUUAUUUUGAUCAAAGUCACUGUGGAUAUCUCCUUGAAAAAGACCUGGAAGAAAUAAUGUAUACUCUUGGGCUGCAUCUGUCCCGUGCCCAGGUUAAGAAAUUGCUAAAUAAAACAGCUGUACGGGAAUCCUGCUUUUACCGGAAGCUGACUGAUCGUGCGAAAGAUGAAGCAAUCCCAGAAAUACCCGAAGCACCACAGGAGUUGCUUCUUGGAAACAAAGCUCUACUGCCCUGCCAUAAUGUAAAACAGGAACAAAAUGAGUCGCAAGAAGUAGGCAGUCUCAUAGUUUACAAUGGUGCCAUGGUGGAUGUGGGGAGCUUGAUUCAGAAACUGGAGAAGAGUGAGAAGGACCGGGAAAGGAUUGAGCAGAAGCUUCAGUCUCAGGAGGCAAAGAUAGAGGAAGAUGCAAAUAGCAUAUUGCAACUGGAGACUGCCAAUAAGAGCUUCUCUACAGAGCUUGAAGAUGUCAAGAAUUGCCUUGGCCAAACAGAAGAGAAUUUGAAAGAUUCAGAAGAGAAGAGAUCGUGUUUUGAAGAGCAUCUACAUAAAACUGCCACAAGUUUGAGUAUAGUUCUGAAUGAACUGGAAAGUGUUUUAAAAAAGGGUAACCCUAAACCUGAAGAGAAUGACCAGAAAUCAAAAGAGAAUGGAUCCGACGAAUGAUGUUGCCACCUUUUCCGUUAGACAGAUUGUGCUAGAUAAUGCUGUAAAUAAGAAAACUAAACAUCUGAAAGUGAAUCAACAUGACACGCGUUUUAUUUUUAGUGCUUUCUUUUGCCGCUGUGUACAGAGUUUUAAAGAAGAGUGUUAACACAGAAAACUGCUUGAAAUUCAUGCCAAUUGAAUUGCUAAUACCAUUUAAGAUAAUGUUUUCGUUGCAGAAGGUUUUAGGUUCAGCUGUAAUAUUUUAAUGUUAUUAAAACUCAUCGAAUCUAAGUUUAUUGCCGAGAUGUUGUUCAAUAGUUGUGUCUAAUUUGAAACCUGUUUUAAUUUUGUGUGCCAACAACAAUAUCAUUGAAUUUCUGAAACCUAAAUCACCAAACAAUUUUCACCAAGCAAUAAAAAUCAGUUCAGUGAUG
Molecule: messenger RNA, 4468 nt
Organism: Acipenser ruthenus (sterlet)
Lineage: Eukaryota; Metazoa; Chordata; Actinopteri; Acipenseriformes; Acipenseridae
Product: cell division cycle and apoptosis regulator protein 1
Exons: 25
Coding region: 369-4052 (1227 amino acids)
Biological process (GO): regulation of DNA-templated transcription
Cellular component (GO): nucleus
Source: RefSeq, a predicted model, not a curated record